CAUAAAAAUUAUUUAAAGUAUUUUAUUAUUGUAUUUAAUUAAAUAUUCUAAGAUUACAAUAUUGUAAAUUUGUAACAAACAUUUGUUAAAUAAUAAUAGUUAUAUUGCUAUUACGCGUCACAAUUCAUACAGAGAUAUCGAUCGUUUCUUUUAAGGAACAUUAUGUUGUGCGUUACCGUGGAAACCAUAUCAUCCAUAGUAAGCGCACAAUUGGUACAAUAGUUUACCUUUUCUUUUCUGUUCCUCUGUUAUAAUUUUAAUCAUUACUUGUGAAAACACUAAAAACAUUAAUCGUUAUCGAUAAUUAUAUUCGCAUAUAGUGGAUUGCAAUGAUUCCAUUCACAAAAUGACGAGAAGCGGCAAUAUUGAUAUUGGAAGUAUUUUUGACGAGUACCUGCAAAAAGAACAACAAUUCGAACAGGAAGUAGAAGAACGAUUACGUCGUGAAAUUCGCAAUGGGAAUAUCUGCAAAAUUUCUGACUUAUCAUCAACGAAUCUGCCUUUAAAUUUGGAAAAAUCUCGCAUUCGUAAUCAGGCUCUCCUAAAGGAUUUGGAGAUGUCUAGAGCACGUCUGAGAACUUACGCUUCUUACACGCCUACUGAUGCGGAAUUGCAGCAGAUUUCAUUGGUCUAUCGGGAUCAUCUUCGCAAAACUAUCCAAGACACGGAAUCGUGACAGGCUCAACUUCUACGUUAUCGAUUACUCGCCAAGUGAUCUUUUCAAUCUGAUAACUCGAGCCGAACGAACAAACUUUAAAAUAAAAAGUUUGUUGAUCGUUGGGAUCGAUGGAUCGGAUUGAUUAUUACGUAGUGUAUCUCAUGACGUGGCCGUUUCUUCAUGUGUCGAGCGACAUGAAAACCAAUCCGUGCGAAACAUGAGCACAAUAUUUUUGCGUAUUUCCUCGCCGCGUGGUUGCUAUAUUCGGGCUCGCAAACUUUGGCACGCAAACAACGAUUACCAUUUUUGUAAAGUAAAAUAGAAUAAAUUGUCAAACAAGCUAUCGCA
Solenopsis invicta (red fire ant) is the source of this 1006-nucleotide messenger RNA. RefSeq lists its product as uncharacterized. The record is from RefSeq and is a predicted model, not a curated record. The transcript is spliced from 3 exons. The coding region runs from base 347 to 676 and encodes 109 amino acids. NCBI's taxonomy places the organism in Eukaryota, Metazoa, Arthropoda, Insecta, Hymenoptera, Formicidae.